Molecule: messenger RNA, 672 nt
Organism: Canis lupus familiaris (dog)
Lineage: Eukaryota; Metazoa; Chordata; Mammalia; Carnivora; Canidae
Product: neural Wiskott-Aldrich syndrome protein-like
Exons: 3
Coding region: 109-672 (187 amino acids)
Source: RefSeq, a predicted model, not a curated record
GGGGCUGCUGGCACGAGGGAUGAGGGGCAGAGAGCAGCUUGGACAAAGGAGAAGGGCUGCAGAGAAAGGAGGACAACGCUCUUGCUCAAGGGUCUUGGUUUCUGGAAUAUGAAGUAUCUGCCUAAGAAUGAAGACUACGAGUCAAUACAUCAGAGGGGAGAAGCAACUGGGAAAAUUUUCAAGGUGCUCCUGCCCCGCCGGCGGCCUACCCCGAGGCUGACGCCCGCGAUGGCCUUCGCAAAUCUGCGGAAAGUGCUCAUCAGUGACAGCCUGGACCCUUGCUGCCGGCAGAUCCUGCAGGAUGGAGGGCUGCAGGUGGUGGAGAAGCAGAACCUGAGCAAAGAGGAGCUGAUGGCCGAGCUGCGGGUAAGGCGGGCGGGAGGGAGACGAGAGCCGCCGAGCUCGGCGGCAUCCCUGCGGAAACGGCGGGGCCAGCGCGCCCCCGCGCCCCCUGGCCCGGCCCCGGGCAGUCCCGGGCCUCCCGCGUGGGGGUCGGGGGGGGGGAGGAAGGGCGGCUCCACCGGGCCGCGGGCUGCACGCGGGAUGCCCGCGCCGCCCCCAGCGCCUCGGCGGCAGUGGCCCCGGCAGCGCGGCGCCGCCUCUCGGCCCGCGGGGACGGGGAGCGCAGAGGCUUCGGCGCGGGGAGCCCGGGGACCGCCACCCUCCGACUAG